AUGGACAUGCCGUCCAGUUAUCCCGAUGGCUGUCCACAGCCUCAGAAAGUAACAGCCAAAAUGUUCUUUCUCACAAUAUGUGUUUCAUCCGCUGCAUGGAUAGCCGAUUUUGAUAAUGGGUAUGCGGGUACUGUGUUGAUCAUGCCCUCGUAUCAAAAGGCAUUUGGUCACUGUAGCCAUGUGCCCGAUCCAGCGACUGGCGCCACAAUAGAAUCAUGUGUUUUGACCACACUCCAGCAGUCGCUUGUUGGUCUUGGUAUAUUAUUCAUGGCGGUUGGAGGCGCCUUGGCUGGGCUAUUUGGCGCCAUGCUCGGCCGCAGAGCAACCCUACAGAUCGCUUGUCUAUUCUGUAUUAUUGAAGCUGCUGGGAUGUUGGGUAGAUCUGGCAACUUUUUAAACUAUAUGAUUUGCAAACGCAUCAAUGGAGUUGGAAUAGGACAGCUUAUCGCCUCGAGUAUCGUUUACGGAUCUGAAUGUGUUAUCGCGAGCAAACGCGGUCUCUUACUCGGAAUUUUCAAUAUUGGACUCGCUAUGGGCAAUGUUACAGCUGGAGCUGUAUGUGCGGGUUCAGCCACUCUUUCGCCGGACAGUGAUUGGCAAUGGAAAACGCCUAUCAUCUGCCAGAUUCCGUUAGGCGUUAUUCUCGGUCUUGGAGUGAUGCUAUUUCCAGAGUCACCCCACCCGCAAUCCCUUGAAAUUACGGCACAGGUGAAUGACAUAAAGCGACAUCUGGACUUCGAGCGAACACUUGACGCUUCACUCAUCCUCGGCGGCCUCGCUAUUACGGGUAUCCAAUUUGUGGCGCCUUUCGCAGCACUCUUCCUCGAAGACGUUGGGAUCGAGAAUCCAACAUCUCAAACUGUUGUUGUUGUGUUUCUCUGUAUCUGGGCCUUUGUAUUUGGCGGUUUUAUUGGUCCUCGUGUUUGGAUUUCGUCUGCUGAAAUGCACAGUGUUCGAAUGCGAACAUAUGGACAGGCUAAUACCACAUUCAUAUAUGAGGUUUUUAGCUUUGGGGCAACGUUCUGGACACCUUACAUGUUGAAUGUUCAUUAUGGGAAUAUGGGGUCCAAUGUUGGGUACUUUUACUUCGGAGUUACGGUUGUUAUCUUGAUUCUGGUGUUCUUGUUUGUCCCGGAGACUUCAAGACUCACGCUGGAGCAGAUUGAUGAUUACUUCUUAACUGGGAAGAAGGCAUGGAGUACUUCCGUUAAAAUAAAUCUUUUGAUCUCUCAAGGCCAGUGCCCUGACUCUCCGGAGUCUGAACAGGAAGCUUUGGUUACUGAAAGAGCUCAUCAAUCGUCUGCAACUCAACAAAUGGAGUCCUCGAUUAAUAGUACUUGGGAAAGGGAGAUUCUGCGUCAGAUUUAG
Penicillium malachiteum is the source of this 1368-nucleotide messenger RNA. RefSeq names its product mfs monosaccharide transporter protein. Bases 1 to 1368 code for a protein of 455 amino acids. The record is from RefSeq and is a predicted model, not a curated record. Gene Ontology annotation, biological process: transmembrane transport; carbohydrate transport. Gene Ontology annotation, cellular component: membrane. Lineage: Eukaryota; Fungi; Ascomycota; Eurotiomycetes; Eurotiales; Aspergillaceae. Gene Ontology annotation, molecular function: carbohydrate:proton symporter activity. The transcript has 3 exons.